Molecule: messenger RNA, 2432 nt
Organism: Acipenser ruthenus (sterlet)
Lineage: Eukaryota; Metazoa; Chordata; Actinopteri; Acipenseriformes; Acipenseridae
Product: T-box transcription factor T
Exons: 8
Coding region: 367-1662 (431 amino acids)
Biological process (GO): cell fate specification; heart morphogenesis; positive regulation of DNA-templated transcription
Cellular component (GO): nucleus
Molecular function (GO): RNA polymerase II cis-regulatory region sequence-specific DNA binding; DNA-binding transcription factor activity, RNA polymerase II-specific
Source: RefSeq, a predicted model, not a curated record
GGUGUAAACAUUUGCAGAUUUACGUAAAAUCGCUCCAUUUCAAAUUGCCAAGCAAUUAACUUCAGAGACUUCACUCAUCUUGACUGAUAUGGCCGCCUCUGACCAAUCAGAGACUGAGAAUUCCACAUCAAAGCAAGUUCAAGCCAACCAGAGUCCUCCUAAAAUCUUUGCUGAUGUCAUCGGGGAAGUCGAGGACUAUUUGUUGGCACCUAAUCGAGGUGACCAUCAGAAACAACUUAGCUGUCCAUUGGGUGCUACGGGAUUUUAUUGGACGCACUUUCUUAAAGACUGAAUCCCGAAAGUAGGUGGAAAGACUUGAAGUAAAAUAACCACAACAUAUUGGGACUUUUGGAGAACUUUGACAUCAUGACUGCCACAGCGACAGAAAAUUCUGGGAAGAGUGUCCAGUACAGAGUGGAUCAUCUUCUGAGUGCCGUGGAAAAUGAACUGCAGGCUGGCAGCGAAAAGGGAGACCCCACUGAGCGAGAACUCAAAGUCAACCUGGACGAAAAUGAACUGUGGAACAAGUUUAAGGAACUCACGAACGAGAUGAUUGUCACCAAGAAUGGAAGGAGGAUGUUUCCCGUUCUGAAGGUGAACGUGUCUGGCCUCGACCCCAAUGCCAUGUACUCUUUCCUGCUUGAUUUCGUGGCUGCCGACAACCACCGGUGGAAGUACGUGAACGGGGAGUGGGUUCCAGGUGGUAAACCUGAACCACAUGCCCCUAGCUGCGUCUACAUUCACCCUGACUCUCCCAACUUCGGAGCCCACUGGAUGAAAGCGCCCGUCUCCUUCAGUAAAGUCAAACUCACCAACAAACUCAACGGGGGUGGACAGAUCAUGCUGAACUCUCUUCACAAGUAUGAGCCCAGGAUCCACAUCGUGAGGGUUGGAGGUCCGCAGCGCAUGAUUACCAGCCAUCCCUUCCCGGAAACACAGUUUAUCGCAGUGACAGCAUACCAGAACGAAGAGAUUACAGCUCUCAAAAUAAAAUACAACCCAUUUGCAAAGGCCUUCCUUGAUGCCAAAGAAAGGAGUGAUCACAAAGAUGUCCUAGACGAUGUAGGAGACAGUCAGCAGUCGGGGUAUUCACAGUGUGCAUGGUUCAUUCCUGGCACUAGUAGCUUGUGCCCUCCUGCAAACCCUCACCCCCAGUUUGGAGGGCCCCUGACCCUCUCAUCCUCACAUGGCUGCGACAGGUACUCAACACUGAGGAACCACCGUUCGGCCCCCUAUCCCAGCCCUUACACCCACUCCCCAACAGGUUAUACAGACAACUCCUCCGCCUGCCUCUCCAUGCUGCAGACCCAUGACAACUGGUCCAGUCUGCAGGUCCCCACGCACUCCAGCAUGUUGCCCAUGUCACACAGCGCUGGCACUGUCUCCAGCUCCAGCCAGUACCCGAGCUUGUGGUCUGUCAGUAACAGCUCCAUCACCCCAGUUUCCCAGUCUGGGGGCAUGUCGAAUGGACUGAGCUCCCAGUUCCUCCGCGGCUCCAUGGCGCACUACCCGUCUCUCCCUCACUCUGUUCCAGCCUCCUCCGGAUCACCGCUGUAUGAAACCGGAGCUCCGACAGACUUGCACGACACGCAGUACGACACCUCAUCCCAACACGGCCGGCUAGCCACCACAUGGACCCCCAUCACCCCCCCUUCCAUGUAAUGGAAAUCACAAAACUCCACUUUCAUCUCGACAAUCUGCAGCAUCCACUCAUUUAUUCUGUUGUGGCAAAAGGAGUUCGCCAAAUAGGUCAAGAGGCUUUGAAUUGUAUUUGCCAACAUUUUAUGUAAAUAUGGAGUCAAAUAAAUUAAAAUUGGUACUGUAGCAAAGGCAGUAAAAUAAUUCUAUUCACCCUGUCAGGUUAGGUCGUGGCAUGUAUAUCAGUGUGCCCACUUUUGGACAAACAUUUGUAUGGCUAUAUAUUUAUAAAAAAUUAUAUUAAACCAUAAACAAGCACAUUCUGUUUGUGGUUUAGUAACGUCGAUUACUUAAGACUAAAGAAAACUAAAAAACGGUUAGCAUGUAAUAGUUUCAUGAUAAUUGCCUGAGGAAUUUACUUUAUCAUCGAUUAAUGUUAAUAUUGAUACUGUAGCGUUUGUUAUAGUAAACACUGUACAACUGCCAUGGUGUAACAGUAAGAUGUCUUAUUUGGGUGGUGCAUCACACUCUGUACUUGACUAUUCUGUUCUAUCAUGUGUCUUGUAGCUUGCUAGGUUUUUUUUAGCACAGCACUGUAUGCUGCCUGUACAGUUCCCCUUUCUCUCCCCUUGUCAAUAUUGUAAAUAUUAAUAUAAUCAUGUUUAUUUUAUUUUUGCCUCAUAUCUGGGGUUAUUGUGUAAAUGUUUUACAUUUGGAGAAUGCUUCAACUAUUCUGUAGAAAAAGUAAUAAACUAAAAAGUGUUUAAUGUAUUUGCAUUUUGUUAAGUAAAAAA